UUUGUCUUCGCGCAGCCGCUCCGCUAUUUGCUUUCCGACCCCGCAAUGCAUCGGCGCGUAAUUUCGCCCGAUCUCUCUCGGCGAACGCGUCAUCCCUCCGCAGCCACAGACGGGGCGGCGCGACCCCGAAUAACCGAGCUCUUUUACGAAAACGAACGAAGAAAGCGUCGACCGCUCGUUGACAGCCAGCCGUCGUUCCUCGUCUGCAUUUCUUUUCUCUCUGCUUUUUGUGUAUACGUAACCACUUGUGCGCCGCCAUCUCCGCCUCCGAUGCUGGGAGACCUAUUACUCCCGUUCCUUCGACGAGGGCUUCCCACCUGCAACUGCUGCCGCGAACACGUGUUGGCUGCACUGCCUUCUCUCGCGUUUUCGUCGCAUUCUUGCCGGGACGAUGGCUGGCUGGCGGUUCCGCGUCUUGGCGUUUUCUUUUCGCCGUCCAGCAACCUGUAGCUCUCUCCGUAUCUUCUGCCGUUGGCACCGGACGCUCACCGCAUAAGUGGUGCAGCGGGCAAACAGAGGGCCGCCCCGGCACCCGCCUUUUACUUCCAUCUGCGCAGCCUCUCUUCGCCCGCCGCCGAGACCGUGAGAGGCGGCAGCCGGGCUGGCGACCGCCAUCAUGGAGCUGCUGCCGACACCACCGUGGGCCCUGCGUUGGGCUCUGGCCGCCGUGUGGACCUGCUGCCUCUGGCAUUCGGCACGAUCGUUCCAACAGGUCUGCUACCUGGUAGCGCCGGUCAACUCGUCUGACGCGCUGCCCAUCGCCUCGGUAAACGUGCGCCUGUGCAGCCAUGUGAUCAUGGGCUUCGGCACCGUCGCGGAAGAUGGCAGCGUCGACCUGGACGCGCUUGGUGGCCCCCAGGCAUUGGCAUCUCUAGCCACGCUGCGAAAGCGUCGACCGGACCUCAAGCUCAUGAUCUCCAUAGGAGGGGGAGGGGGUGACGGCAACUUCAGGACUAUGGUGUCCGGCGCCGACAGCAGAUGGAGGUUCAUCGCGUCAGCGAUAUCAGCGUUGCGGGCGGCCCUCUUGGACGGACUCGACAUCGACUGGGAGUUCCCCAAGCUGAUGGAUGGCAGUCGCUUCGCGCGCCUGCUCAAGGCGGCGUCCGUGGAGUUCAAGAAGGACGCCCAGUGGCCGCUACUACUGUCCGUUGCGGUGCCUGCUCAAAGUUUGCUCAUCAUCGGCGCCUACGAUGUCAAGGCGAUGGCCAGGUCCGUGGACUUUGUGAACCUGAUGACGUAUGACUUGAACAUCUACAACUGGUAUACACCAUGGUUGCGUCACAACAGUCCCCUGCGGUCCAGCGCCACCGACCCGCCAUACUUCAAUACGCUCAAUGUGGAGUCAAGCGCCAAGCUGUGGGCAACCUUGGGCAUGCCAAAGUCCAAGAUCAUGGUGGGCAUUCCGACCUAUGGACUGUCGUGGGUGCUGCGCGAUCCCGACCGCUGGCAGGUCGGCUCGAUAGCCGCCGGUCGUUACGAAUACGGCGGCGGAUUUGUCAGUUACCCUCAGGUGUGCACGUUGCUUGAAAACGGCGCUCAGCGGGAGUACGACGCCGAAGCCAUGGUGCCUUUCCUGCACAAAGGAAAGCUGUGGGUCAGCUACGACGACCAACAGAGUGUCGCGCUCAAGGCGUCGUGGACCGCGCGCAGCGGCUACGGAGGCACCAUGACGUUCAGCCUCAACUCUGAUGACUGGGCCGGUGCCUGCGGCGACGGACCCUUCCCGUUGCAGAGGGCCAUCGGGAGCGCGGUCUCCGUGGAGCAGCCAGUGGUGGGCCUCGUGGAUGCUGCUACACCUUGACGAGGAGCCUUCGACGAAGCACCGACCGCGUCACCACGUGACGUAGUGCGACGAAAACGUGCCACACGCAGGAAAGCAUGGGUCUGCCGCCGAACGUUCCCGGGUAUUCGUGCGGCAGCUUCUUUCGCCCCGACCGCUCUCCGACGCACCACGCUAUGUCCAGCUACAGAGAGCAUGCGUUCUAGCCCACCAGCUAUAAAUUCGCUUCUGCGCCAGUCGAACAGCACGCUACCACGCGUGUUGAGGAAAUGGCAAUUAUUGAAGAGGUCGUAGGCAUGACGAGCGGCACUCUCGUGCCAAUCUGGUCUUGUUCGUUGCUGGUUUCCGUUACGCAGCGUUUCAGUCUCACGCCUUCGUUCCGGUAAGAAAUACGAACCAGAAAUGGUGUAUUAGUGCCGCAGUAAACACUGGCUACGACGAAAUUGCUUUUUCAAAUAUCACUAUACAAUCUUUCUUUUUCGCUGCAGGAUGACUCCAAUUCUUUAGUAUAGAGGGUUAGUAAAAGAGGCGACAGCAGGAAUAAAGGUGGGCGCAUGUGGUGCAAUGGCCUUCCGCUUUAUCUACAAAACCAAAAAGUGCUAUGAAAAUGUGAGGAACUUUCUUCUUUUCCGACUCCUCAAAGUUUGAAGUGUCGGUAGUGCAGUGAUAACCUCUCCGCGAGGACCAGCAACAACUCCGAUCUUGAGCGCUGUGGCCUGCGCACUUUUGACACAAAUUUCACGUGUAUAUAGCACCAUCAGCGUUAGCUUAAUGAAAAAGGUGUAUCGAACAAUUUUAUUGAUAUGGGGGUCCAUUAGCUGCAGUUUAGAGGACCGCGGUGUAAACCGUAUACUGCGGUACAUAUCUGGCACGAAGAACCGAACAAUCGAGCGCUAUCAGGAUACAAGAAGAUUCUUUCCUGGCCACGAAAUGGGAAAGCUUGCUACAUGUCGCGCAUGGUAUACAGCCAUUCUGAUAUGCGUUACCGCAGUGCUAUAUUGCUCAUGUUAAGACUUCAUACUUCCUCUUGACAUUGAGAAAUAUAUGCGGAAGGCGACAGAAGAAUAGAGUACGAUCGAGUUGCUCUUAGACCUUAAAGUGCGUUUUUCUUCCUCUUUUUUCCCCCCCAUCCGUGUCUCGAUUCCCUUUCACAUCAAGACGUAAAGACGGGGCGAGAGCCUAUAAAUGAUCAAGUCACGUUUCAUUAGCCAAGUGUGCGUGCCAACCUUGACGAGUAUUAUUUUCCGAGAGCUACACGAAGUGCUUCGGACGUUGACUUCUCGCAGCAGCUUGCACGUCGCGGUGCACGAACCAACGGUUACAACGUCGAUCAUCCCAUUCCCUUUGCCCUGGCUUUCCCGCAGCAAUCGAAGAGCCGGCCAUGGAAGAGCAGAGCUGUGACUAAGUUCGCUUCGCUCGUGCGUACCAAAACCUUAUCCACCGUACCUCACGUGCAAGUUGAAACUGCCGAGCAAGCGGUCGGCUUAAAUUUGUGUACACAUGCUUCCUUUGCUACAGGUCGCAUCACCACCUCACAAAUUUCGAUCUCGUAACGCGCGUUCCUGACGAGAAGACGGCGCAAGUCUUCGUAGUUUGCAAUUGCAUAUUUGCAACAUAAUUAAUGCGUACUCUAGCUUGAACGUCAUGUCGGUCUAUUUUAUUAGUCGUUUUUUUCUAAGUCUCCUUUCUACAGUGACUUCUGACAUUAAAUCAAACUUUGACAAAAAACUUGCUUUGUGUCCGUGUAAAGAAAAAAAAGGAAAGAAAGAAAACACACACGCACUCACACGAAAACGCAAAAUUAUUCACUUUCCACGCACUGUGGGAGGCGAUGCUCUGCGAAUCAUUUCAUUUGCAAGUAUAGAUUGAUAUUCAGCAUCGUUUGUGGUUCUGCAAAGCGUUACCAGAUGGAGCAACAAGACGACGACAGUUAAAGUCCCUUAACGAUAGUAUAUAUGACGCCUACGAGCGGUGGCAUGCGGCGGAAGAGAGGUUACAAGCCCUGUAUAUAUAAUGAUCCCGAAGCCGGUACCAUGUCACAUGCACAGUGUUUCUUCCCUGUUUUUAAUUUCUUUCUCUACUCGUUCUCAGAUGCGCUGAUGUCAAGAACAAGUCUGAAAGUGCUGGCUGCCACAGGGCAAGGACUGGGGAAAGUGGGCCGAUCCCGCAGGCGGUGGGUGAAGCGUGACACAGCGCCUCAACGAGAUAUAGCUGCGACGAGGAAAGUACGGGCGAAACUGCCGUGCUGACGCUUCUAUAAGCAGCUGCGCAACGUGACGCCCGCCCCAGUCGUCUUUAAAGCGCUAGUUGGCACUGGCACGAGAGAGUAAAACUCUUGCUUGGGCUAGUUGGUUAAUGCUUGAAUUAGUAAAGGUAAGGCGCAGAAGACCAGGACUAGUAUAUAUGGUAUCGCUAAGGCCGAGCUUCGGAAUUGACAUCGGUGUCACGUAUAGGAAAAUUGCCGGGGUGCCUACAUCGUCCCAUCAUCUGCUAUGGUCAACGUAGCACCUUGCAUGGCCAGAAGUAAAUUCUCGGAUAAGUCUAUCUGUCUGACAAUUUAUCCAAAAUAAAAAAGGGGACAUUCAGUUUUGUUCGGCAUUAAAGCGUGAGGAGGCGCCCCACGAUAUACUGACGCUAAACGUCUUUAAAAUCAGUCAAAGUGUGUCGCUUGCUAAAAUCGCAUGUAACGAAAUAAAGUAUUAUACUGCUUGAAUAUUUGCAGCCAUACUACCCACGCGCCUU
This is a messenger RNA of Dermacentor albipictus, 4522 nucleotides long. RefSeq names its product acidic mammalian chitinase-like. Gene Ontology annotation, biological process: carbohydrate metabolic process; chitin catabolic process. Gene Ontology annotation, cellular component: extracellular region. Lineage: Eukaryota; Metazoa; Arthropoda; Arachnida; Ixodida; Ixodidae. Gene Ontology annotation, molecular function: chitinase activity; chitin binding. The record is from RefSeq and is a predicted model, not a curated record.